UUAUGAACUCCGCUCAGGCAGGAACAGAGAGCAACAUCAGUAAUUGUGGUUAUUCUCGUUGUUCACACGUCUGUCACUAAAAGCAUUUCAUUGUGCAUCACUGAACUUUCCUGACAUUUUCAGCACGAUGACAUUGAGUUGACAAAAGUCCAAAAAUAAUCCGCCGACUCGUACCGAGUGACGUUAAGUUAUGUUGUGUUACUUUGAUGACGUCAAAGACUCGUCCAAAAAGGCUCAUUACCAUUCAUUUCAGUUUCGGGUUUCAGGUUCAUGAGCUUUUACGAAUAAAACAAAUCAUGUGCCUAUCUUUGAAAGACCAGUUUCGUCGUAGAAAUCUAUGGCCAUGUGAUGCAGAUAUCGCUGAUUUUUCUUCGUCAAUGUGGCUAACCGGCCGCGCUUUUAUUGUAUACCGAGUGGUCCUGGCACUAUACACUACAGCAAUGACAGUACUUGCUGUGAUUGAGAGGCAAUACCAGGGUCUAAAAUGGUUGAUCUUCCUCACGAAUUGGAGCUACACGUUCAUUAAUCUACAUUUUGUCACUCAAGCGUUUCUUGUGUAUUAUUACCAAACGGUACAGCCCAACAGUAACGGAAGUGACAGUGACGGAAGUAACAGUGACGGAAGUAACAGUAACGGAAGUAACAUUAACGGAAUGAACAUUAAAGGAAGUAACAAAGAAUACGAGGAAGAAAGUGAAAGCGAUGAUAACUCUGAUGACGAACAAUUCAUAUUCAGUGUCGAACCACAACUUCCAUUAGCUUGCAAGGUAUCAUGGAUCAUUUGUGACAUCGCUUCAAACAUUGCCUUUCCAGUGACCGUGAUGUUUUGGAGCCUAGUCUACAAACCUGGAGAUUUUGACUUCGUAACGUUGAAUUCGCACGCUCUGAACUCUGUGCUUAUUGUUAUCGACAUCAUGGUAAGCUCUAUUCCGAUCAAGUUAUUGCACGUUAUUUACCCAAUCAUAUUCAUUACUGUUUAUAUGAUAUUUUCCAUUAUUUACUGGGCCUGUGGGGGAACAAAUCCAUAUGGCGAGCCGUACAUCUACCCUGCUCUUGACUACAGUGGACAUCCAAAGAGGGCUGCUAUAAUUAUUUGCUUGUUUCUUUUUGUUGGUAAUGCAAUGUCGCAGUUGCUUCUGUUUGGACUUUACGAGCUGCGCUUGAAGUUGAACCGCUCUUGGAAUCGACUAAUUUGAACAGUUAACCGGAAAAAAGAACCUGAAUUGGAACUGGACAUUUCUCCUUAAUGGUUUUAGGCUUGUAUUUUUUUUGCCAAAUUUCGGAGUGCCUUCGAAUGCCAAUAGAUUCAACUUACGUGCUUUUUUUUCUUUCAACGCAAGCAUUAUGUCUUUUUGGUGUAUUUGAACCUGUAUUGAGCGGUCACAUGCGGGGAGUGGCAGGGUGACCGCUUGAUACAGAGCGACCGCCUGAUACAAGUUCCACUGAAUAGGGGUAUUUUAAAAUAAGGAUAAAAAUCGCCAUCUUAUGCCUUAAUUGACUGGUAAAUUUACAAAAACUCGCUUAAAAGUACUACUAAAACUGCUUUCUGAGAUCUGAGAGAUCUUAGAGAUUUCGGAGUCUCCCCGACUCCGGUGACUCGUCUCAUCUUCUCACGGGCGGAGAAACGCACGUCCUGUAGUACUAUUAAUGAGGUCUUGCUCGCAGGCUAUGUAUUGUUUUGUUCUAUCUUACACUGUAAUCAGUUUUUUUUUUAUUAUAAAGAACUAAUUAACGUCUGUUAGCAUUAGUACCACUCUGUAAGAGAUUUUAUUUAUCUCGCUGUGAGGGGGAGGGUUGGAUGAUCCCCACUACAUGUUCCGUUUAUCAAGUAGGCGUUGCCUCUUAUUGAUAGAUUCAUUCGAUGACGAGAAUCGUGAUUGACUUUAAUUCUACAAAUUAAUUUAAAAGCGUUAGGUUAUUAUGUUUAAAAUCAGUUUUUCAGCAGAAUCGAAAUGAGAAAGAAGUUAUUUUUGUUAUUAUUUCUCUGUCUAAAUCCGCUUACCUGGAGAAUCUGCUAACUUGUAAAGUGACACUGUUGUAACGACCCGUCACAGAAGUAAUUUCACAUUGAAGUUUUUUAAUUUUGCUAUGAGAUAAAGACCUGAUUUGCGUUUGUUCUGAUUGCAAAUAAUA
Messenger RNA from Pocillopora verrucosa, 2133 nucleotides. RefSeq names its product protein rolling stone. Gene Ontology annotation, cellular component: membrane. NCBI's taxonomy places the organism in Eukaryota, Metazoa, Cnidaria, Anthozoa, Scleractinia, Pocilloporidae. The record is from RefSeq and is a predicted model, not a curated record.